AUGGCAGUCGGUGUUGACAAGGCUGCUGCACUAUGUUGUUUUUUAACACCACAAUAUCAAAAUUCAAUGAAUUGUCAACGUGAACUGCAGUGUGCAGCAGAUAAACGUCUUAUAAUUAUACCAUGUCGACUGUCGCCGAAUUGGACGCCGUCCGAUUGGCUAAGCAUCAUUCUUGCUGGAAUUUUAUAUCUUGAUUUUACGGAUAUUAAUGACAGUAAUUUUGAUAUUAAAGCUAACGAGUUGUAUAAUGCAAUUCAAACUCGUAUCGGUUCACAAAUGAACUUAUCAGCUCUGAAUACAAAUGUCACUCCAACGACUACAGCCGAUCUGGAUACAAAUGAUAAAUUUGGUUUAGUACGUGGUAGUGUACGUCUGGCUAAUGAUGGUCGAAUGGCUAUUCAUGAAGGUACUAGUCUGAGUACGGCUGAAAUUCGAGGUCAAAGAUUAUAUAAUUCUGGUAUUCAUCGUAUUGAAAUGAAAAUUGAAGCAAUGACAAAGGAUAAUGUAUGGGUCUAUAUAGGUAUAAUUUCAUCUACGACACCAAUUGAAACGAUUUUAGCCUAUAAAUCAUCGUCAUCAUAUGGUUGGGUACUUGGAACUGAUCAAAUAUACGCAAAAGGACGUCAACAAGUUGAUUUUUCAAAUGUAGGACAUUUUUUUGGUUCUAAUGUCAAUGAUGACACACAAUGGUAUGAUAGUGGUAGUUUUAAAUGGUAUAAUUAUUGUUCAGCUGAUUAUCAGGGACCAUGGGUUACUGAUUCCUGUGGUCGUCGAUGGGGUUGGGAAAAUAAUUGUAGUUGUAUUGAUCGAUCCGUACCAAGUGGAAUGCCAGCAAAUGUAGCUACGAUUGAAUUGAUAAUAGAUUGUAAUAAUAAAAAAAUAAUACUAAUUAAUAAACGUACAUAUAAACAAGCAGAAUUGACAAUUGAUACAGCUUACUGUAUGUUUUCCUGGCAAUUAAGUGUCGCAUUAUGUGCUAAUGGUGAUCGAAUAUCAGUCAUAUAA
Messenger RNA from Didymodactylos carnosus, 1005 nucleotides. NCBI's taxonomy places the organism in Eukaryota, Metazoa, Rotifera, Eurotatoria, Philodinida, Philodinidae. The record is from the annotation of a GenBank genome assembly.